Messenger RNA from Salvia splendens (bonfire salvia), 2846 nucleotides. RefSeq names its product preprotein translocase subunit SCY2, chloroplastic. The coding region runs from base 88 to 1794 and encodes 568 amino acids. Lineage: Eukaryota; Viridiplantae; Streptophyta; Magnoliopsida; Lamiales; Lamiaceae. The transcript has 13 exons. Gene Ontology annotation, biological process: protein transport. The record is from RefSeq and is a predicted model, not a curated record. Gene Ontology annotation, cellular component: membrane.
GCACGUACUCCAGAAGCAUCGGAUUACUUGAACAGAUAAGUAGCCGAUUUCUUCGAUUUCUUCCAAUUCCAUAAGUUUGCCAGCUCCAUGGAAGCUACACUUCUUAGAACUCAACCUCAUUUCUACGUUCAAGGGGGUAAUUCGUCGUGCAAUUCCCAAUUUCACAACACUGGAUUAUUCCGAAACCGUAUAUGUGCUAAACCAGUAUCUCUGCAAUUAAGCAGAAAACGGUUUUGUUCGUCAAGAGAUCACGUGUUGCUGAAAGAAAACAAAGGGUUUUUGUCAUUGAAUUGUUUUCGGCAGAAUUCUGCAAUUGUUCGAGCUGCUUCUGCGGAUCCAAUAAAUUAUGAACAGUUUACUGAUACAUCAGAGAGCAGGGAAAGUGCUUUGAAUGUGAACGGUUUCGAAAAUUCAGCAGCAUUGGAUCUGAAGACUGAGCCAUUCAGGAAUCGGUUUUUGAAUUUUUCACGGUUUGGAGCAAUCCUUAACAAUGCUUUGGAAUCCUUUUUUAAGAGUGAAAUAAGGACAAGGUUGUUUGUGACUGCUGUCUUGUUAUUUGUGAGUCGUCUUGGCUACUUUAUUCCCUUACCAGGAUUCGACAGGAGGUUGAUGCCAGAAAAUUAUCUCAAUUUUCUCUCUGGCUCUACUGAGGAGCUUGGUAAUCUCACACCGGAACUUGAGCUUUCUCUUUUUCAGCUCGGGCUUAGUCCUCAAAUAGCGGCAUCUAUCCUUAUGCAGAUCUUAUGUGUCCUUCUCCCCCCCUUAGUGAAGCUUCGGAAAGAAGGCUUAGAUGCUAAUGAGAAGAUCAAGAGAUAUAUAUGGUGGAUUUCACUAGGAUUUGCUCUCAUUCAGGCUUUUAUUCUUUCUUGUUAUUCACUUCCCUAUUCUAUAUAUGCAGCUAGCCACAGGGUAAAGCAUGUGAUGAUCACUACUUUAUUUCUGGUGUGUGGUGCGAUGACCAUGGGUUGGAUAUCUGACAAGAUAUCAGAGUCCGGAUUCGGUCAAGGAUCAUCUUUAAUUAUCUGUGUCAACAUCCUGACUGGUUACACUGAUACAUUGUACAAGAUGUUGGCUCAGCUCUCAGGAAGUUCUGUGAGCUGGUGGCCAUAUGUCCUUGCAGUAUUAGGUGUCUUCACCAUAGUUACAAUGUGGGCAGUUGUUGUAACUGAGAGCUUCCGAAAGAUCAAGUUACAAUAUUAUGGUUUCAAACUUGCUUCCGCCACCAGAGAAGAUUCUCCUAUAACCGAAGUUGAGCCUUAUCUUCCGUUCAACAUAAAUCCUGCCGGGAUGCAACCUGUACUCACUACUUCAUAUUUUCUGGCAUUUCCAAGCUUGAUUGCAAGUGUUUUUGGCUCACGCUUAUGGGAACACGUGAGAGAUAUCCUGAAUCCUGAUACAUCGCGCGGUGCAGAUCCUUGGGUUUAUUAUAUGAUAUAUGCAUUUUGCGUCUUCAUCUUUAAUAUAAUCGACAUAGCCAAUGUGCCAAAGGAGAUUGCUGAUUACUUGAAUAAGAUGGGUGCAAGAGUUCCAAAUAUAAAACCUGGAAAAGCCACUGUCGACUUUCUCACGAAGAUCCAAGCUUCGACACGUUUUUGGGGUGGUGUAUUGCUAAGUCUUUUGGCGACUACAUCAGUCCUUCUAGAUCAUUAUUUACGUAGAAUCAAUGAAGGGUUUCCGAUUGGUUUCACUUCAAUUCUCAUCAUUGUGGGUUCGAUCAUUGAACUGCGAAGAUCCUACCAAGCAUACAAUGUAAUGCCGAGUCUUGCUAAGGCAUUGCAGCGCUAUGGACUAUGAUUAUCACGUUAAGGAGAACGAGGCCUUGUGAUGUUGAAAAAUUCUUGAUUGCAUAAAUGGAUGGCGAGAUCUGCUGUUUCAACGAGAUUAGAAUCAUCAACGGUUAAAUCGAGUACUCUCGUUGUAGCAACCAAUCACCGUAGAUUGGCAGGUCAGUUUUUGAACAAGGUAGCAAGUUUGGGAGCUGCUGAUACAAAUGCAUUACAUUGAUUCUUGUAGAAAUGUAACUUCAGUUCGAGUCUCUACACACUUGUAAUACUAAUUUAUUGGAUAUGUAGAUGUACAACAGCCGAGGGACAAAAAUUUGUUAGGGUCACAUGAUUUUUACAACACUAAGGAGCCGUUCAGUCUGGCGGAUAUAGUCAGUUAAUAGCCUAAAUCUGAAUAUUUCUGGUUGUUCAGUGUACAUGUUUUUAAAAGGGUCAGCCCUCUAUUACCAACAUGGCCCGGCACUGUUCACCAGAAUAUGACCGGAUGUAAAUCUUCCACAAAAGGUGGUAUUAAUUUCUGACUCAUCCAGAUUACUUCAUAAUAGGUUGUUUUUUGACUACUUUACCCCACAAAAUUUGAUUUCCCCCAAAUUUGAUCGUCAUCCCCUCAAUCCAGCCCUAACUCUCUCUCUCUCUAUCUCGCACGCCUCUCUGCGAUCGACCUCGGAGGAGUGGCCGCCAUUACCGGCCUCGAAAAUUACCUCUGUUACAUACAUCACUCCAUUUCUUACCCAAAUCAUACACAUCUUUUCAGAAUUAAAAAAUCUCUAUCGACUCACAGCAUUAGCAUCUGCUCUGUUAAUUUUGGUUGUUGUUUCCUCACACAUGGAUGUCUUGAAUUUCAGCAGCUCACCACGGCACAACUUAGACCGAGAUUUGUGUGUCUGAAAGUGAAGUAACGUCGAUCCUGUUCUCACAGUCGACAAGGUAUGCACUCAUAUACCCUGCUCAUAAUAGUUCACUAAUUAGGUAAAAUUAUGUCUGUGGGAGUAUAAUGUUUAUAAAGAUGUUCUGAUCCAUAGGGGAUAUUGUAAUUGGUAAUGAUAAACCCUUGUUUUGACU